AUGGAUCAUCCUAAACUUAUUAUCAAACAACACAUUCCCUCAUUUUUACAAGACAUUUUACAUGGAUUUUCUCUCGAUACCAAUCAUCAUACUAGUACCUAUUUUUCUUCUUCUUGUUUUCUUCUAUACUUACAAUCAACAACACACAUACGGGAGGAAGACAAAGAAGUAUCAUCCAGUUUGUGGGACUGUAUUUAAUCUGCUCAUCCACUUCAACAAGGUGCAUGAUUACUUGACCGAUCUUGCAGAAAAAUACAAAACCUUUAGAUUGAUUAGCCCUUUCCAUGGUGAAAUUUAUACAACUGAUCCGGUGAAUGUGGAGUAUAUUCUCAAGACGAAUUUCGAAAAUUAUGGAAAGGGAACGUAUACCCACAACAUUCUAGAGGAUCUACUUGGUCACGGGAUAUUUACAAUUGAUGGGGACAAAUGGAGAGAACAAAGGAAGGUAUCAAGCCAUGAGUUCUCUACAAAUGUCUUGAGAAAUUUUAGUAGUGUAAUUUUCAAGAACAACACAAUAAAACUUGGGAACAUAUUGUCAGAAGCUGCAAAUAACAACCAAAUAAUCGAUAUAUAUGAUUUGUUCAUGAAAGCAACAAUAGAUUCAAUAUUUAAAGUUGCUUUUGGAAUUGAUCUUGACAAUAUAUGCGGUUCAAGUGAAGAAGGUGUCCGAUUCAGUCGUGCAUUUGAUGAUGCAAACACGUUGACAAGUCGAAGAUUUGUUGACAUAUUGUGGAAGAUCAAGAAGUAUUUUAAUAUUGGGUCUGAAGCUGAAUUGAAGAAAAAUAUGAAAGUGGUUAAUGAGUUUGUUUAUGACUUGAUCCGUAUCAAGAUUGAACAAAUGGAUAAGACAAACAAUGAAUUUUCGAAAACACAGUUGAUCAAAGAAGACAUCCUAUCGAGGUUUCUACAGAUGAAAUAUGAAGAUCCAAAGUAUUUGCGAGAUAUAAUACUUAGCUAUGUACUUGCUGGUAAAGAUCCUAUAGGGAUUACCAUGUCUUGGUUUAUUUACUUGCUUUGCAAACAUCCAGAAGUUCAAGACAAGGUUGCAAGGGAAAUAAAAGAAGCAACAAAUGUGAAAGAAGAAAUCACAAAUGUUGCAGAGUUUGCAGCAUAUGUGACUGAGGGUGCACUCAAGAAAAUGCAAUAUCUUCAUGCAGCUUUAACAGAAACUAUUAGACUCUAUCCUGCUCUACCAAUGGACCCAAAGAUUUGCUUUUCUGACGAUGUUCUACCUGAUGGUUAUAAUGUGAAGAAAGGGGAUAUGGUAUCUUAUUUGCCAUAUGCAAUGGGGAGGAUGAAAUUCAUAUGGGGUGAGGAUGCACAUGAGUAUAAUCCAAAAAGAUGGCUUGAUGAAAAUGGCUACUUUCAUCCGGAGAACCCUUUCAAAUUUACAGCUUUCCAGGCUGGACCACGAACUUGUUUGGGUCGGGAUUUUGCAUAUAUGCAAAUAAAAAUAUUUUCUUCUAUCUUGUUAGGUUGCUUCAUGUUCAAGUUGAGUGAUGUAAACAAGGUCCCAAGGUAUAGAAUGUCGAUCAAUCUUCACAUCGAUGGUCCGCUAGAAAUUCUUGUUUACAAUAGAUUUGGUUUAAAAAAUCGUUAAAGUUAAAAACGGAACUUUGUGAACAUAGGUUGGUAACACAUUUGAUGUUACCAAUCACAUAUGAAGCUUUGUUAAAUAAUAGUGUAAUGUUGUUUAUUAAUAAGAAUGUAACAAUGUAGCUGAUAAA
Molecule: messenger RNA, 1727 nt
Organism: Lactuca sativa (garden lettuce)
Lineage: Eukaryota; Viridiplantae; Streptophyta; Magnoliopsida; Asterales; Asteraceae
Product: cytochrome P450 704C1
Molecular function (GO): monooxygenase activity; oxidoreductase activity, acting on paired donors, with incorporation or reduction of molecular oxygen; iron ion binding
Source: RefSeq, a predicted model, not a curated record